This is a messenger RNA of Helianthus annuus (common sunflower), 3926 nucleotides long. Its product is annotated as TMV resistance protein N. Gene Ontology annotation, biological process: defense response. NCBI's taxonomy places the organism in Eukaryota, Viridiplantae, Streptophyta, Magnoliopsida, Asterales, Asteraceae. The record is from RefSeq and is a predicted model, not a curated record. Gene Ontology annotation, molecular function: protein binding; ADP binding. The transcript is spliced from 4 exons. Bases 1220 to 3796 code for a protein of 858 amino acids.
AAUGGCGUCUUCGUCGUCCUCUUCUCACUUGAUUCCCACAUCAUGGAAAUAUGACGUUUUUAUGAGUUUUAGAGGAGAAGAUACCCGCAAGAACUUUGUGGAUCAUCUCUACUCGGCUCUUGAUCAACAAGGAAUCUACACAUACAAGGACGACGAAACACUUGCUCGGGGUGAGUCAAUCGGUCAAUCGCUCGUGAAGGCUAUCCAAGAAUCACGGAUUGCCAUUAUUGUAUUCUCCAAAAACUAUGCAGGGUCAUCUUGGUGCUUGGACGAGCUUGCAUAUAUUAUAGAAUGCAUGGACAAGAGAGGGCAAAUCGUUAUGCCCAUAUUUUAUGACAUAGAUCCCUCAGAUGUCAGAAAACUAAAGGGAAAAUUUGAAGAAUCAUUUGCCAAACAUGAGUUGGAGCAUAAGAACAAAGUUGAAUCAUGGAGAAGUGCUCUUGUAAAAGCAGGCAACCUUUCUGGAUGGGUCCCCAAGGACUUUGCAAACGGAUAAUUUUCUCUACUUUUUCGAAAAACCUUUUUUGCUUAAGAUGUCUGCAUUUUGUAACUCAAUUAUACUUGUAACUAAAGCUGGAGUUUCAACUUAAUUGUGUCUAAUAGCUCAGUUUGGCUUAUGCUUUUAUCUCUAAAAUCGAGUUUCGUAGGUUAAAUUUAAAAAGUUAUUAUAAAAAUACUAGGUCAAAUGAAUUGAAAGUUUGUUUGAUUUACCAAAAACGUUUGUCUACAAGUAUUAUAUGAAAAUCUAGUAAGGAAACUGCUCUUGAUCUGACAUAUUCAAAAUUUUGGAUAUUAUUAUAUGUUUUGUGUUACUCUGUAUUUUGAUUUCACUUUUAUUUUCUUUUUGUUUUAAUUGAAGUUAAAUAAAUCUGAUUCUUCAGGUUUAGGAUUAAUAAUCCAAUUUCAGUUGUGACAAACGGUAAUUUUAAAAUUAUGUCUACAAAUAAAAAGAAAAAAAAAACUUACAUUUGACUGAGAGUUGUUUCCCAAAACUUUUGUUUCUAGAAAAAAAAAAUUAUCACUAAAGUAGAGGUUACUAUAUACUAGCACUUCUAAAUCAGCAACAACUUUUUCCUGAAACAUAUGAUCGAAUAUUGAAAUCCAAAAGCGGAUAGUAGUUACUUUACAUUCUGAUUAGUGAUGGUAUUCGACUAUUCAUCCAUCACAUUAACCUUCACCUCACUAAGCAAGUGAGUGCGAGUGUAUUCUAAUUAUCUUAAUGUACUCAAUGUGUAGACAUGAAGCAAAAUGCAUCAAAGACAUUGUUGGUAGAAUUUCUGGUAGGCUGAUAACAAAUGUUAAUAAACACUUGAUUGGAAUAGAGACUCGCUUGCAAGAUUUGAAAUCAAAGUUGGAAAUUGGGCCUGGUGGUGUGCGCAUGGUUGGAAUAUGGGGAGUUGGGGGUGGCGGAAAGACUACUCUUGCAUCUACAGCUUAUACGGAAAUCUCUCACCAAUUUGAAGCUCAUUGUCUUCUUGAAAAUAUCCGUGAUGAAUCAAGCAAGUAUGGUUUAAAAAGGUUGCAAGAAAUCUUUUUAUCACGUUUACUGAAAACAAAUGUGGUGGUAGAGAGUGAGAUAGAAGGAAGAAGCAUAAUAGAAAGAAGGUUAUGUCGUAAAAGAGUUUUAGUUGUUCUUGAUGAUGUUGAUGACGUUAUGCAACUAGAUGCAUUAGCCGGAUCGCACGAUUGGUUUGGUGAGGGCAGCCGGAUAAUAAUCACCACAAGGGACGAGCAUUUGCUAACCCGCCACACAGACGCGAUAUAUGAAGUGAGUUUGCUGUCACAUGAUGAGGCUAUCAAGCUCUUCAGCAGACAUGCAUAUCGGAAAGAAAAACCUGUAGAAGAUUAUGAGAAGCUUUCACAAGAUGUAGUUUCUUAUGCUGGCGGGCUCCCAUUAGCACUUGAAAUCCUAGGUUCUUUUCUAUAUGACAAAGAUAAAGAUGAGUGGUUGAGUGCCUUGGUCAAGUUAAAAAGCAUACCAGAUGUUAAGGUCAUGGAGAGACUUAAAAUAAGUUAUGACGGACUUGAACUUCACGAGAAAGAGUUAUUCUUAGAUAUUGCAUGUUUCUUGAGGAGAAGACAUGUAAAUGAGGUGAUGAUGGUGCUUGAUGCUUGUAGUUUUCACCCAGGUAUAGGGGUAAAGGUAUUGGUACAAAAGUCUCUCAUAAAUGUUUCAAAUGGAAUAUUUGAUAUGCAUGACUUGAUAGAAGAAAUGGCUCACUACAUUGUUAGAGGGGCAUACCCUAAUCAUCCUGAAAAACAUAGUAGAAUUUGGAAAAGAGAAGAUAUUAUCGAGUGUUGUGCUAUGGAGGCUGGAACGUUAAUGGAAAAUGAAGUAUUAGUUUUGCCAAGUUAUGUCGAGCAUCCACGUCUUCCUCACGUUGUUGCAAACAUGAAGAAACUUCGAUGGAUUGAUUGGGAUAGGUAUCCAGCAUCUUCAUUCCCAUCAAAUUUUCAGCCAAGUAAGCUUGGUUGUCUAGUGUUGAUAAGGGGCCAGCAAAAACAACUCUGGAAAGGGUGUAAGCAUCUACCGAAUUUGAAAAUUCUUGAUCUCCGGUAUUCAAAGUACCUAAUGAAGACACCAGAUUUUAACGGCCUUCCAUGUCUUGAAAGAUUGAAUUUACGGGGUUGUGAAAAAUUGAAAGAGAUUCAUCCCUCAAUUGGAUAUCAUGAAAGGCUUGUUUUGGUAGACAUGACUAGAUGUUUAAACCUUAAAAAGUUUCCACCCAUCAUACGUAUGAAAAAACUGGAGAUUCUUAAGCUAUCUUCAUGUUAUCAACUCCAAAAGUUUCCAGACAUCCAUUCGAACAUGGAUAGCUUGGUAAGCCUUCAAUUGGAUCAUACUGUCAUAGAAGUAGUCCCAACGUCAGUUGGAAAAUUUUGUACCAACCUUGUUUCUCUUGACUUACAUCGGUGUUACAAGCUAAAAAGAAUAGCGUGCAACUUCCAUCUCUUAAAACGUUUGGAAGAUAUUAAUUUCUUCGGUUGUAGUCAACUUCAGAGUCAAGAUUCAACAUCUGUCAUGAGUCGCAUAAGGUUACAAUCUUUUCAACAAGACAGUUCGGCGAACCUGAAGUUUGCUCAAUUUCCACAUUUGUUAAGAAGGUUGAAUCUUAGUUACUGCAACUUAGGAGACGGAGACAUCCCAUCUGGUAUUUGUGAGUUAGUAAGCCUACAAAUACUAGACCUAAGUGGAAACACAUUUUCACGAUUACAUUCCAGCCUCUUGCGAAUCCCAUGUCUCAAGUUCCUCAGUUUGUCACAGUGCACAAACCUUGUAGAAUUUCCAAGUCUCCCAUCAAGCAUAGCUAUACUCAACGCAUAUAAUUGUGACUCACUUGAAAGCAUAGGAGAUUUAUCAAAAUAUAAAUGGUUGUGGAAAGUCUCACUUUGGAAUAGUAAUAAGUUGACCGAAGGGGGGCGGGUACUACAUUCCAUGCUUCAGAGAAACGCUAUUCAAGAUCGCUUUAUGAGUGUCACACUUCCGGGUAGACAACAUGAUAUAGUUUCUCGUACAACGACAAUCAUCACACUGCAACUUCCACCCAAUUGGCAGAGUGAAUUUAUCGGAUUUUUAGUAAGUUGUUAUAAUCAUCGGUGGAAUGAUGAAUGUGUAGUAGUUAUUAAGCAAGUGAUGCCCAUGGAUUCCGAACCAGAUCAUGAUCACUGGGAGGAGUUUGAUAAAAAUCCAGAAUCUUUUGAACAUGCACAGGUGGGUUAUGUACCCUUUAGCUCAUGUAAAAAAAGAUGCAAUCAAAAGUGUUGUUUGGUUUAUAGAGUUAACAACUUAACAUGACUAGUAUCCUAACAUAUUGCAGUGCAUAUAUGGAUCUUUAGUUUGUUUUAUGUAUUCUAUGUAAUACAUAGGAGACAUAUGUAAUAUUUUUGAUAAUGAAUAAGUGGCAAGCUUUACAAUUCUUUCAGUA